Messenger RNA from Pogoniulus pusillus (Red-fronted tinkerbird), 704 nucleotides. It is a transcript of the gene TOMM5, whose product is annotated as translocase of outer mitochondrial membrane 5. The coding region runs from base 77 to 232 and encodes 51 amino acids. The record is from RefSeq and is a predicted model, not a curated record. Lineage: Eukaryota; Metazoa; Chordata; Aves; Piciformes; Lybiidae. Gene Ontology annotation, cellular component: mitochondrial outer membrane translocase complex. The transcript is spliced from 2 exons.
GCGGCCUGCCUCCGCGAAGGCGUGUGUCCCUCCGCGGGAGCCGUAGCCGUGCCAGUGCUGGGAGCGGGCGGUCGGCAUGUUCCGCAUUGAAGGGCUCGGGCCCAAAAUGGACCCGGAGGAGCUGAAGCGAAAGAUGCGCCGCGAUGUCCUCACCUCUGUCCGCAAUUUUCUUAUCUACGUCGCGCUGCUGCGGAUCACUCCUUUCAUUCUGAAGAAGCUGGACAGUAUAUGAACACCUGAGAAGACUCUGCGUACAAGAACAUAAAAUGGACUGUAGCUGCUUUCCUGUUUAAAUGUUGUGCCCGAGGCAAACAUCCAAUACUAAAUGGUUCUGAAAUGUUUCACUUAAGCACGUUUGACCUUAGGAUGAUAGCCUAGGUGGGAGUACAGGGAAGAUGUCUGUUGUCCUUGCAGAUGCCAGGUCCCCUGUUGAUGUGAUUUCUGGUCAUUGAAUACUCCCUUGUAUUCAAGCAGUGGCUUGUGAUGGAACAUUUCUUGUGCUAUUAUAAAGAGUCUGUCUCCAUUUUGUAUUAAAUGUUAAAUGCUAGCAAGUUGCUUUGUUAUGCAGCUACCUCCAAACUGCCACGUGCUAUGGCUGUCAACCUUACCGAGCCUGUCUGUGAGAACAAGUCUGAUGGCUGUGAGAAAAAGUCUAAUGAACCCAGUUUGAUUUGAAAUAAAUAGAAAAGCAGCUGUGUCACUUA